Chilo suppressalis (striped riceborer) is the source of this 6300-nucleotide messenger RNA. Lineage: Eukaryota; Metazoa; Arthropoda; Insecta; Lepidoptera; Crambidae. The record is from the annotation of a GenBank genome assembly.
UACGCUGGCUCUUAGAUCAUAAUAACUAUAAGCGAAUCACAGACGUGACGAAUAUGAAGAGGCGUCUGGAUUUACUAUAGUUUUUUACUCUACAAUUGGCAAGGCGGGAAUAGUUAGAAGUAUCUACCUAGACAGAUAAUUCAGCACAACACGAAGUUAUUCAAGAUAAACAUCACUUCUGAAGUAUUUAGUUUUAAUUGUGUUGUUUGUGUCGCGUUCGGGCCGCUAGGUGGGGGAGCGGUGGCGCCGGCGCACGUCGAGCCGAGCCACUCUAUUUGCGGUCUAGUGCUCGCGAGUGUCGCACUGAUAACUCGAUAUUGGUACCAGUGUUUGUGCAGUGUUGGCGCGAUCUGUGAAGUGCGCGAGUGUAGUGCCCCCAUCGCCCAGACGCGAGCGAUGCGCAUCAUCAACCAACGGAUUCUACUUCGAACUAGGAGCAGCAAACGUCUCUGACAUUGAAACCGUGAGGUGAACGCAGUCGAUGCGGCAAUUGAUGGAAACUGAUACGCCCCCUGCACUCUCAUGAGGAGCAUCUGCGCGCUAUGGGCGAUAAUAACUGCGCUGGCGCUAGUUAAGUGCGCUGGCGCAGAUCCUUUCGCUUCUGCAGUUGAUGACGGCGAGGACUUCAGCGUUGCCGUGUACGGUGUCGCGCCAGACACGUCGAAGACCAGCGGGGCGGCUCUAGCCGGGGUAGCUGCGCUGGUACUACGCACCGCUGGCCUGCACGCUGAACCGCAAAACCCACCCGGAAUCUGCACCGGACCGAAUGUAGAUCCCGAUAAGUGCGUUGCUGCCUCACUGGCAGCGCUAUCAAUCGGGCAUGCUCACGCUGCGCUGUUGCCAGUCCGCGCGACUGCCGUGCCUUCAGCUCCUCGACUCCGCGACUCCGGCCUCGAAGAACUCGGAGAUGCUGCGCCUCCGUGGCGCCGCACCUGCCUCGCCACUGCGCCACCCGCGCGGUCCCUACUCGACUUCGCGGAUUCGCGAAUUGCAUCCGUCUACCGUUUAACACCACACGACUUAAGCUACAACGGAUAUCAGUGUAAAUCUAAAAAUUGCACAUUCGUGCCAAAUUGGUGUACCAGUGAUAAUUCUACAUGUGCUACUGUACUGACAAGUGAUGAAAGUGAGAAAAAUGUUUUAGCAAAUCUAGUUCUCGAUAACAAAUUAUACGCGAGUGUUACUUUCCUGGGACCCAGAUUUAUGAAAAUAGUUGAAAUCCUUAGUGAUCGUCCUUUCGUUGUGUGUGAUAAAACUCUACAGUUGUCUUCUUUUAACGACAAAAGAAAAGUACUGGGUCCUCCACCGUGCCAGGGCACAGAUCCGUGUCCAUUUGAAGCUAAUCGCUUAAUAAAAAUUGCAAAUGUGCGUGCCCUUGCGCGAUACCCGAGUGCCUUACGCUCUCUCGUCCGACUCUCAUUUACUGCUGAAGAAUUAUCCAACUUAACGUCGCUGGCAGUAAAUGGGCCUGAAGAGGCAGCACGCUUAUUUGUCGCUGCACAUCCUUCUGCCACAUGGCCUGGAGAAGCACGCGUUGCUGUACUGCUGCCCGCCAGCACUAUGAGGGAAGCGUACGAAGCUCGUUCAUUCGAAAGCGCUGCAGAACUCGUGGAGAGAGAGCUGGAGCACGAACGUCAACCGCGAGCGGCACGUUUCAAAGUGGAGGUAUUCGACGAUGCGUGCUCAGCGCCGCGAGCGUAUAAAUACCUGACGGAUGCCCUGGGAACUGGGGAAUAUGGUGCGCUCUCGGCGUUAGCUGGGCCCGCUUGUGGGGCCGCUUUCGCCGACGUGGCGAGGCAAAGUCCCGCUCACGCAUUGCCCGUACUGGCGUAUACGCCUCAAACGCCGCCUCCACCGCCAGCUACGGCUUUGGCGUUACUCGCAGCUGGCGACGCUCGCCAAUAUUCUGAACUAUGGGCAGCAGUACUCGCUCGGAUGCACUGGCGGCGCUUGGCAAUUCUCAGUGAAACCGCAACACAUUCUUCUCUCGAUGUUGCUAAGCUGCAAUCUUACGAUGUCAACCACUUUGAGCUCGUCGAUGAUGGCACCGGCAUCCACAAAGAUCUCAUUGCUCAGUGGGCGAAGCGUGCGGCCUCCUCGAAUCUUCGUAUAGUGUACGCUUGUUUGGAAGAUGCGCGCGAGGUCAGAGCCGCACUGAGCGCCGGACAUGCAGCAGGCCUCACGCCUACUGCCGGAGCCGUGUGGAUACUGCCCGGCACACUGCCAGAUGGCUGGCUGCAACCGGACCGGGCUGAUUCCGAUGACUGCGGGCCUUCAUUAUCAGCGAUGGCCGAAGGUCAUUUGCGCGCAAUACCCGCCUGGCUUGCCGGGUGGAGUGAAGCCAAGCGGACGGAAUGGGAGAAACGCUGUCCUGGCUGCAAGGCUGACGCGGCGCUACUAUAUGACGCGCUGCGACUGUGGGCGGGAGCGCUGAGGCGUCUACUUGCCGCUAAACCUACCUCACUAGAUGACCUGCAUCGGCCAGACCUCGUUAGGACUCUCAUCGAUGACUUGACGUCCACUGUAUACACAGGACUGACUGGUCCCUUCAAAUGGAAUUCAUCUGACGGAGUGCACGCCCGAUUCACACCUCUCGUAAUCCAGCAGUGGCGAAACGGGACUUACUUCGACGUAGGCAGCUGGGACGGCAGCAACUUAUCGCUCGAUGUAACGAAACUGCGCUGGCUAACUAGCGACGGUCGAGAACCCGAUGAUGGGAGUGAGCACUGUGGUUUGCAGCCGCUAGCCGAUCUGUUGGGAGGAGAUUGCCGGGCAGCUUUCAUCGCACUCGCAGCCCUACUACUUGCUAUGUUAGUGGCAGCAUUAGCUGCGCUCGCAGUAUACUGCAGACGACGAGCUGAGCGCGAAUACCGCGCCCAUCUCGAAGCCCUUCGCUUACGCACAUAUGGAUUAAAACCUGGAGGCCUCGAUCGUUGGGAGUUACCACGGGAAAGAGUUGUGAUCAACAGAAAACUCGGCACCGGCGCUUUCGGAACGGUGUAUGGAGGGCACGCAUUACUCGCCGAAGACCGCGGCUGGACCGCUGUCGCUGUCAAAACAUUAAAAGCCGGCGCUUCCACCGAAGAGAAACUCGAUUUCCUGUCAGAAGCGGAGGCCAUGAAACGUUUCGACCACAAGAACGUUGUCCGCUUAUUGGGCGUAGUGACUAAGACCGAACCUGUGUGCACAGUGAUGGAGUUUAUGCUUUACGGCGAUUUGAAGAACUACUUACUGGCGCGGCGACAUCUCGCUGUGGAGAGUGGGUUUGGUAUGGAAGCUGACGAGACUUCAGAAGAAGUGUCUCCACGUCGGCUUACUAGUAUGGCGUUGGACGUUGCUCGGGCGUUGUCUUACCUAGCGCAAUUGCGUUACGUGCAUCGUGAUGUGGCAGCAAGGAAUUGCCUAGUAAGCGCACAUCGGGUGGUGAAGCUGGCAGACUUUGGCAUGACGCGCCUAGUGUUCGAGAACGAUUACUAUCGGUUUAGCCGUAAGGGCAUGUUGCCAGUGAGAUGGAUGGCACCUGAGAGUUUAGCCUUAGGCGUAUUUUCUCCGGCGUCAGACGUAUGGUCGUUCGGAGUGCUGCUCUACGAGAUAGUCACAUUCGGCUCGCUACCGUUCCAGGGACUCAGCAACAGCGAAGUCCUCACUCGUGUGAAAGCUGGGCACACGCUAGAACUUCCGACUGGAUUGAAGCCUCAAUUGGAAGGUCUAAUAAAGUCGUGUUGGCGGCAAGAUUACAAGACGCGGCCGGCAGCAUCCGAAGUAACCGCGUUCCUGGCUGACUCGCCGCGUCUUCUGGCGCCGUGUCUAGAUGUACCUUUAGACGCGAUGCCAUUGGACGCUGAUCCACCGUGGCGAGCAGCAAGAGACAGGGCAGAGGCUCGCUGGGUCUCAUGGGCCGCUCCGCCAUCAGCCGCUACCGAUACAACGUAUCUGAGCACAGAGGGACAGGCGCCGCAGGAGGGCGACGCUUUCCUCCCGUAACCACGACCGCUGAGAUGUGGGUGCGACAAAAGAAGCUUUACAUGUCGUAUAGGAUGUUAGCAUAUCCAGUUAUUUGACCUUCUUAAAUACCCACAACAAAACUUAUGUCAUUUAUAACCAGCUCGUACUGAAUGCCUUUGACUUAAUUUAACCGACAGCACGUAUGUGAACUUGGAGGAACAUGCGCCUCAUCAUAGGACGCUUUUCUCCAGUGACCACAGCAAUAGAAGAAACGAGAGCUUUACAUGUAGAAUAGGUGUCCGCGUAGCAGUUAUUGAACGUUAAUUAACAUCCAUUGUUUCAACAACAUUAUAUAAUUUGAUUGACGUUAAGCACUUUGUCCUUAAUUUAAUUUAUAAUUAGUGGCAUUCUCUAUUUCCUGAUACGUGAAAUAUUAAUAAUUUUUAUGUGUUAACCAUGUCAUCUUUAUCAUCAAGAAAAACAGGAUAAAAUGGUUCUAGUUUGAAUUAUAAAGUUACGUAUCUUUUAAAUUUAUUGUUAAAGAGGUAAAAAAUAAAUAAAUAAAAGCUUUGUCAUUGAAUUUUACGUAACAUAACUGCUAUGGAAGAAAUUAAGCGUACAAUGGAAGAGUUUGUGUUUCUGUCAAUGUUACCUUGACAGUUUGUGGUUACCAACUUAUUUUAUGACUUAUUACUUAUAAGUGUCGCCGCACACGGGCCGCACGCCACAGCCACAAACGCCGUCACGAGAAGCUAGAAGCGGCUACUAAAGUGGCUGAAGCGCGAGACAGCGGCCGACUAAGGCAAAGGAGAGAGGGGUGGGGAAUCGCGCGAGUGACGUGUGGCGGCGUUUUGUAUCGACGCAUUAAGUGGCCGGUGCGGGCCACAAGAAGCGAGCAACGACGAUUUGUAGCGUGUGGCGGCCACCGGCGUACCGUGUGUGGCGAGUCCAUAUAAAAUGUAUGAAAACUACAAGAAAUAUGCCGGUGGCGGCGUUUUGUGGUUGUUGUCGGCGGCCCGUGUGCGGCGACCCUAAGUAGCAACGGUCUAACAAUUUCGACUGUACCUGCGUUAAAGUGAAUCGCUGUUCUACCUCUACUGCAGCUGCUAACAGCCGCUCUAUCUUGAUCAUUCCGAGAUUAUUCUAGUCAUUUUUUAGUUAUAAGUUAAUUAUUAAAUAGGUAAUUAUAAGUAUUUUUGUACAUAAAUAAAAUAUACAUUUGUAUCAAUUCUGGUGUACUAUUUAUUUUCCUCUCAACAAUUUCACAAAUAAUUUGCGACCGGUUCCUUCCUAGUUACCUACUUAUUUGCAUUGCAAAAAUAAAAACUCAAAAUUCUUCAAAAAUUACACAACGGCACACAGAACACAUAAAGAGGUUAGAAGAGUCUUGUGGGCGGAGCAGCGCGCCACAGAAAUGUGUGAGCAAAUGCUCAUAACUUGGCCGAAACUUUGUUCUGAUUGCACCGUUGCUCUCGGUUGUGAGCACUGAUUGGUUCGAUUGUUUGAAGUAGCGUCGUUUGAUUGGCUAUAAUAUAUUAGGUGGCGGCGACACAUCGGUUCCCGUACAAACGGUUUAUGAUCACCCUUCUCACCUCUUUCUGUAUUCUGUCUAACAAGUGGAUAAAUAAUCCACUAUGCAAACUCAGGAUGGGUUGGUACGUACUUAUAACUGCAGAUACAGCCUGAGCAAGGCUUAAAGUGCUUUCAGAAGCCCAAAACAAUAUAUAGCCAAUAUAUUGUCUUGGACUCCUCAGUGCUUGUUUGCUGCCCAUCCGAUCUUUCAUUGUGGAUACCUUUAGUUUGUUUGGUAUAACUGUUCAGUGAACGGUUGUACCAAACAGCAAAUAAGAAUUAUUAUAAUAAUGCCAAUUUCUAACAAAAUCAGUAUGAAAAAUUAAUAAAAAAAAAGGAAACAAUUUGGGAUCAGGCUUUUUGAUUUUAUACAAUCAGUUUAUAAUUAGAUAUUUUCUUUUUUUCCAAUUAGGUACUUAAUUUAAUUGAAUCAUUUAACAUACUUUUUUUUUAUAAAUUUCAUAAAUUCUGUAAAGUACAUAUUAUGCCAUUGUAAUAUUUACUAUACUUCGAAUACGCUUAGACAAAGUUUUAACUUUUUAUUAACUAUGUAGGUACCUAACUGUUUUUUACCUACUUAUAAACUCGUUUAUUAACAAACUUACUACCCUGCCCUGUUUAUUUACAAAUUAACUAAAACUGAAGAGUUUAUUUUAUAUUGGACUUUAUUACAAUACCUAUAAUAAAAAUACUUAAUAAUAAUAAUUUAUUGGCACCAUAAAAAUUGUACACAAUCUAAUAUAUAAAAUUCGAGAAUUUUGUCGCGGUGUUUGUGGUUAAACU